Messenger RNA from Protopterus annectens (West African lungfish), 1119 nucleotides. RefSeq lists its product as uncharacterized. Bases 168 to 968 code for a protein of 266 amino acids. The transcript has 6 exons. The record is from RefSeq and is a predicted model, not a curated record. NCBI's taxonomy places the organism in Eukaryota, Metazoa, Chordata, Ceratodontiformes, Protopteridae.
UGCUGAUAAUGAAUCAUUUAACUGUCAUUGUUAAAUGGGUGCAAUACUAAAAAUACACUUCCUGCUGCGUUUUUUUCACCAUGUCUUUUCAGGAAGUUUGAAACCCAAUCUUAUCUGUUGCAACAUUUCCAUAAAAUAAAACAAUCACCAAGUGGAGAGAAAGAAAUAUGCCACUUCUCACUGUCUUCGUUAUUUCAUUCUGUUUAAUCAAUGUGUCUACACAAGCCAAGGUGGAGAAGCCAGAUAUUCAAGUGAACUUUACUAAUGCAGGAUCGAUUGAUAGACGUGUGAUUAUUGAGUGUAGCAGCAAGCACCACAGUUACAGCAGCUGCGAGUUCUACAGAAAUGAAGAAAUUACUAACAAACCACAUACCCAGACUUUAGAGGGCCAUGUACAGUAUAUCAUUCCUCAUGUGACUGAAGAGCAUGAAGGAUUUUACACCUGUGAAUGUUACACAAAUGAUGCAGACCAUACAGAGACAAGUUUUCGUGCACCUUUAAUCCUAGAGGAAAAUGGACAUAAACCAGCUAUUGAGUUUAAUACAGAACACAAUAAAUUUACCUGUAGAAGUGAUGACAUGAGGUCUUCAUAUAUCCUUUGUAUCCUAUAUAAAAAUAACCAGCAAAUAACAGACACUGGAACACAUUAUACCACAGAUGGUACAUCACAUGCUGAUAUUUCCAAUACUGAAAUAAAACAAGGUGAUGCGUUUUCAUGCCAAUGUUAUGAAAAAAAACAAGAGUGGACAAAGAGAAGUGAGAAUUUUAUUUUCAGGGAAGAAGAAACGUCUAUAACAAUUAAAGGAAAAUACCGCACUUCAAGUGGCGAUCCAGGUGUUAACUUUUCAGUUAUGACUAUCAUUCGAUUGUGUAUCGGAUUUGCUGUUCUCCUCCUGAUGUUUAUUUUUCUGGCUGAGUCAAGAUGGCAACACAGCAAAGGUGGAGUUGCUAAACAAUAUCUCUCAUGAAGAAACACUGCCGCAGUAAUAUUGUGAUGUAUUUGUGUAGCACAUUUAUUCAUACUUUAAUACCCUUGAUGUUUCUCCGCAUACAGUAAAUUCAUACCUUUUAUAAUUGGUCAGACCACAAAAUCACUCUUUGAAUAAAUACAUGACUAAA